Messenger RNA from Marmota flaviventris (yellow-bellied marmot), 2208 nucleotides. It is a transcript of the gene Apln, whose product is annotated as apelin. The record is from RefSeq and is a predicted model, not a curated record. Lineage: Eukaryota; Metazoa; Chordata; Mammalia; Rodentia; Sciuridae. Gene Ontology annotation, molecular function: hormone activity; apelin receptor binding. Gene Ontology annotation, biological process: signal transduction.
AUGAAUCUGCGGCUCUGCGUGCAGGCGCUGCUGCUGCUCUGGCUCUCCUUGACUGCAGUGUAUGGAGUGCCCCUGAUGCAGCCUCCUGACGGGAAGGAGCUGGAGGAAGGCAAUGUUCGCUACCUGGUGCAGCCCAGGGCUUCGAGGAAUGGACCCUGGCAGGGAGGCCGGAGGAAAUUUCGCCGCCAGCGGCCCCGCCUCUCCCACAAGGGCCCCAUGCCUUUCUGAAGCAGGACUGAAGGGGCCCCCAGGUGCCCACCCCCUGCGGUUCUCUCUACUCCACAGUUUGAUCAGCUUCUCUGGAGCCCUCACAUCCAUUCAGCUGUCGUUUUGCACCUGUUCUAGCUGCUGAUAGUCCCAGCUCUUCUAGCCCACCAGCUUCCCCUAAUGGUGUGGUCCUGCUCCUCAUUCAGAUGAUUCCAUUUCUCUCAUAAGGAUCCAUGUAGUCCAUCUUUCUGGCCCUUCCCUGGACUGAUUUUGGAGACCCAGCUUCUCCCUGGCCUGCUGUACACCCUCGUCCCUACUUUACCUAUUUAAUGCCCCCACCCUUCAGCUAGCUCUUCCCUCCUCAAGUCUGCCCUGGAAUCUGGAUGGAAACACUCUCUUCUUCAGUGGACUCCUGCAGAUCCGUAUUUUCUUGUCAGUCGGACGCUCACUCAGCCACCAGAGAGGAAUACAAAGAUGUGCAAUGAGAGAUUCUAGUUAGAGGGGCUGGGUGUUGGGAUCCAGAGAAGGUACAUUGGGGAAACUGAAAUGGGGAGAAAUGGUCUUCUGGUGAAGUGGGGCGAGGCACUGCAAAACAGGAAUAGCCUCUUCCUCAUCCCUGUGGCUUCAUUCAGGAAGAAAAGAAGGAGAGGCUCUCUGAAGUACUUUGGUACUUCUGUCACCUUAUUCUGUCUCCUAACACAUUCUUUCUCUCUAUCCUCUACAACUAGUUCAAGCUCCAGGUCACGUGGGAAGGGUGCCGGGCCUACUGUGCCUCUGUACCCUCCCAGGAGUGAAUGCCAAAUAGGAAGGUUGUUUUUGCCAAGAAUCCCAGAAUAUCAGAGCUGAAAGGACCCUUGGAGAUCACUUAGCUCAACCUCUUUAUGCCAAAGCCUGUGAAAACAGAGUCCUGGAGUGAGGAGUGACCUGCUCAGGGUUUCUGCUGAGUCAGAAUGGGGACCAGGUCUCCAGAUUCCCACUUGAUGAUGUCCUCUUCCCUCUUAAUGAUGUCUUCAAAACAAAUGUAGUGCCUUUUGCUGGGGUUACGGCUGGGAGUGUCUGGGAAGGGAAGGGAGAGGCAAGCUGGCUGUGAGCUGCCCCGUUGUGGGGAUGGAGCUGCUCCCACCUCUCUUGCCUUCCCCUGCUGCUCCAUUCCCAACCUGGGCCAUAUGGUUCCAUAACUGGCCAGCUGCCCCUCUUCUGACAGCACUCCCAUGCCUGGGGGCCUUUAACAGGGGAGCUCAGGCACUGGGAUUAAUGUUCAGACCCAACAUUGGUUGUCAAAUGCCGGAAGUAGCCUUAAAUCAUUGAACCCAAUGGCCUCCCCUUCGUGUUGAUUGGACCCUCUUUCCUAGUGGACUUCCUUGGGGAGCAGAGGGCAGAGAGUGGCAAAGAAAGGGAAGGCAAAGAAGGAGAGAUGGGAGGAUGUACAGGUAGGGUUGCACUCCAUUCACCAGGGCCUGUCUUUCCUGAGGGGCCUCUCAGCCCUUCCCUCUUGGGACCCUCUUGCCUUUGCCUGUGCAGAUUUCCUUCCCAGAUGCUUUCCAAGAGGGAGAAAAGGGAAGACAGAAGCUCGAUGCCCACUUACAUAUAUCUGGGGCAGGGGGAGUCAGGGCCCCCCAAGUCCCACAAUAACCCCAAUGUUCACCUGCCCACCUCCCCUCAAGUCCUUUCCCCUCUGCUGCUGCUAAUGCUGCUGCUGUUCUGCUGCUGCCGCCAUUGCCUCAAGGCCCACCCUGGGGAGCCAAGCUGGGCACAGCCUCCCCACCCCACCAGACAUGGAGUGGGGUCUGGCCAGUGUCCACAAAGUCUCUUUUGCUACUGGUCCCCCCAGUAGGGACCUUGCCUUCUUAUUCUUCCUUCCUGCGUCUCCUGCCUCAUCAGCCUGCCAUGACCUAUAGCCAACCCAGCCCCAUGGGGAAGGGAAGAAGAGAGGGAGGAUGGCUGAGAGAGAUAGGAGACAGAGGGCAGAGGAGGGUAGUGGGUGGGCUAAGGGUGCUCUCU